AAAAUACAAAUUGUGAUAUCCAACUACAAGAAGAAGAGAAAGGGAUCUAUCAAACCUGAGGAACCAAAGGAACUCUCACCAUAUCAGAAUGUUAUUGAAAAGUGCCUGGGGAAGGCUGCCCCAGUGUGGAUCCAAGAUGAUGCAGCCACCAUGUGUAUGGUGUGUAUGGUAUCCUUCAACAUGGUACGCAGGAGGCACCACUGCCGAGCUUGUGGCAAGCUGAUCUGUAAGACAUGCUGCAAGAAGGCUCCACUAGAGUACAAUCAGGGAAAGAUUGAACGGGUCUGUACAGUAUGCUACGAUGUGAUUGUAAAUAAACGAAAUGCAACAAGCUCAGAAACAUCUAGCGGGAAACGCUCAGAAACAUCCAAUGGGAAACAAACUCCAAAGAAGAAGGGCAUCCUUCAAGUGAAUGCCAGCAAGGGUCUACUGUCUGGCUACAUGAGCUGCAGUGAUGAUGGUGGCCACAGCUGGCAAAGGUUCUGGCUCACAGCUCACAAUGAUUUUGUUCUGUACACUUUCAGAGCUCACGAGGAUGUUAGUGCUGUGAACUGUGUCCCUUUGCCUGGUCAUGAAGUGGGUCAGCUGUCAGACAUCCCAGGGAGGCAACAUGUUUUCUGUCUGAGCCAUAAGAAGAAAAUUGUGUGGAUGUUUCAAACAGACAAUGAGAAGCAGCUCAGGAGGUGGAUUUCUCUUUUAACCAAGUUGUCACAAGCUCAACUACCUGAUGAAAAUUCUCGACUGUCCUCACAAUCGAAUAGCAGUAACAGCUCUACUAUGUCAGACAGUGGUAUUAACAACAGCAUCAUGGCCUGCAGCAACAAGCGGGGCAGCACAUACUCUGGCAGCCAAGCGGAUUCGGGCUACCCAGGUGACAGCAACAAUAGCCUGGCUGUUCUAGCGGCUGAUGACAAUGAACAUGAGAGUUCUGAAGUCAUUCAGGGUGAUGGUGCGGAUGGGGUGUUCAGUGAAUAG
This is a messenger RNA of Candidula unifasciata, 975 nucleotides long. NCBI's taxonomy places the organism in Eukaryota, Metazoa, Mollusca, Gastropoda, Stylommatophora, Geomitridae. The record is from the annotation of a GenBank genome assembly.